Styela clava is the source of this 580-nucleotide messenger RNA. Its product is annotated as nuclear nucleic acid-binding protein C1D-like. Gene Ontology annotation, molecular function: DNA binding; RNA binding. Gene Ontology annotation, biological process: maturation of 5.8S rRNA; regulation of gene expression. Gene Ontology annotation, cellular component: nucleolus; exosome (RNase complex). NCBI's taxonomy places the organism in Eukaryota, Metazoa, Chordata, Ascidiacea, Stolidobranchia, Styelidae. The record is from RefSeq and is a predicted model, not a curated record.
UUUCAAGAACUCCGGCUCGACGACUUCAUGCGUUGUAUUGUAUUUUUCCGGUGUUUCACACCAAAUCAGUGAGUACGAUGUCUUCCAGUGACGGCGAGGAUAUUCCUCAUGAAUUGGAAGAAUGUUUUGAAAGUUUCAGCGAUUCCCUUGAUAAAGUGGAAAGUGCUAUCAAGCCUUUGUUGGACACGCCGCGUAAUAAGAUACUUCAAGACCUUACACCCUUGGAUGUUGCAAAACUAGAACUUGUUUCAGCAUACUCCAUUAAUUCAAUGUUUUGGACUUAUCUGAUAACUCAGGGAGUCAAUCCCAGAACACAUCCAAUUAAAGGAGAAUUGGAUAGGAUAAAGAUAUACAUGGGUAAAGUGAAAGAAAUAGAAGACCGAGCAAAAGCUCCAAAGCUAGAAAAAGAAACUGCAAAACGUUUUAUAAGAAAUGCGAUGUUUGAUCUCGAUGAUAAAAAUAAAGAAAAACAGGAAAAGUCAGACAGUAAAGGUGCUGCAAAAAGACACUCAAAGCAUCAUGAUCACAAAUCCAAAAAGAGGGCGAAAAAGAAGUGAAAUGGAAAGGCAUGAUACCAUUC